Molecule: messenger RNA, 1692 nt
Organism: Ornithorhynchus anatinus (platypus)
Lineage: Eukaryota; Metazoa; Chordata; Mammalia; Monotremata; Ornithorhynchidae
Gene: DDX28
Product: DEAD-box helicase 28
Exons: 1
Coding region: 13-1602 (529 amino acids)
Biological process (GO): mitochondrial large ribosomal subunit assembly
Cellular component (GO): mitochondrion
Molecular function (GO): nucleic acid binding; ATP binding
Source: RefSeq, a predicted model, not a curated record
CGCCGAGCCACCAUGGGCCUGCGCCUGCCGGCCGCUCUCUUCCCGCGGCGCGGGCCGGAGGCCGGCGCGGCCGGGGCCCAGCUGGCGGUGAUCCGGAUCCCGCGGGCCCUCCAGCUGCGGCGGGAGCGGGCCCCCGGGAGCCCGGGCUCCAGGUUCCCGCAGCCCGGGCUCUCGCGGCCGGGCCGGCUGCUCAUCAACGCGCGGCGGCCGCAGUUGAACCAGCCGGCGAACCUCACCUUGGGCCGCUGGGACAGCGCGACUCUGGCCUCGGCUGGCUGGAAGCACCGAAAGGCGCUCGGCGACUACUUCGUCAUCGAGCGGUCGCAGGACGAGCCCCCCGCCCUGGGCCAGGCGCCCGAGUCCGGGGAGGGCUUCGGGGCCCUGGGGCUGGAACCGGCCUUGCUGGAGGCCCUGAGGCUGGCCGCGCCCUCCGCCCUCCGCCCCACCGCCGUCCAGCUCCGCGCCAUCCCCGCGCUGCUCCGCGGCCGCCACACGCUGCUCGCCGCCGAAACGGGCAGCGGCAAGACCCUGGGCUACCUGCUGCCGCUCAUGCAGCGCCUCCUGCACCGGCCUCCGCCGAGCCGGGCGGCCGCCCGCCGCGGGCCCGCCGAGCCCCGGGGCCUGGUGCUGGUGCCUUCGCGAGAACUGGCCGACCAAGUGUGGGCCGUGCUCGACGCCCUCCGCCCCACCCUGGACCUGUCCGUGCGGAAGAUCGGCGGCGGCCACCGGAGGAGCGGCAUCGGGCCCCGGCCGGCCGGGGCCUCCCGCCUGGACGUGCUGGUGGCAACCCCCGGAGCCCUGGGGAUGGCGCUGAAGCGGCGCCAGGUCACCCUCCGGGGCCUCUGCUUCCUCGUCCUAGACGAAGCCGACACCCUCCUGGACCAGAGCUUCCUGGAGCUGGUCGACUACAUCCUGCGGAAAAGCCCCGUGGCCCCAGAUCCCACCGGCGUCGCCCCCAAAGCCCAGCUGGUGCUGGUGGCCGCCACGCUGCCCCAGGGUAUCGGCCGGCUGCUGGAAGGCUUCGCGGAGCCGGGCCGGCUCGCCGCCGUCACCAGCCCCCGGCUGCACCGCGUCACGCCCAACGUGUCGCAGAGGUUCCUGCGGCUCAAGGGAGCGGCCAAGGCCGCCGAGCUCCUGCAGAUCCUCAAGCAGCGCUCGAAGGGCGGGCCUGACCCGACGGGGGCCGUGGUGGUGUUCUGCAAUACUUCCGGCACUGUGAAUUGGCUGGGCCACGUCCUGGACGAGCAUAACGUCAGAUAUUUGAAGCUGCAGGGGGAGAUGCCGGCCGCCCUGCGGGCCGGCGUCUUCAAGUCCUUCCAGGAAGGCUUUCGGGACAUCCUGCUCUGCACCGACAUCGCUUCCAGGGGUCUGGACAGCAUCCGGGUUGAACUGGUCGUCAAUUACGAUUUCCCCCUCACCCUGCAGGACUACAUCCACCGGGCGGGGCGAGUCGGGCGGGUGGGCAGCGUGGCGCCAGGCUCCGUGAUUAGCUUCGUGACCCAUCGCUGGGAUGUGGACCUGGUCCAGAAAAUCGAGUUGUCCGCCCGCCGGAGAAAAUGCCUCCCGGGGUUGGACACCGAGGUGAAGAAGCUUAUGAGUUAGGAUUUGGACUCGACAGAUACUGCCUGUCGAAAUGGGUCGCUCUGUGCUGUUCUCUGUUUCUCCCCAAUAAACGAGGCCGUGGAAAAUCAG